AUGGCCCCCGAAGCCAUCGACCCAUCCCCACCACCCGCCGCCGCACUCCCAGCAUACAAAGGCCCAACAGCAUACAAAGACGCCAGCGGCACCAGCCCCGAAACCUUCAACCGACACGCCGAAGAACACGGCACCGGCACCCACGCCGGCGCAAAGUAUCCGCACUACCUGCCCGUCUGGGACAAGGAGGUGAAAUACCCACCGCUCGAGCCCUUUGAGCACUACGAGCACGGCAAGGACGCAGACCCCUCGUUUCCGAACUUGCUGCCGCCGGGUCGGAGUCAGGUCUCGGACCUGACUGGAAAUAUCGGCGCUGAGGUGCAUGGCGUGCAGUUGAGUGCGCUCUCGGAUAAGGGGAGGGAUGAGCUUGCGCUGUUUGUCGCGCAGAAGAAGGUCGUUGCAUUCCGCAACCAAGACCUAUCCACCCACCCCAUCCCCACCGCCCUCACCCUGGGCACCUACUUCGGCCGCCUCCACAUCCACCCAACCUCAGGCCACCCCCCAAACCACCCCGAAAUCCACCUCGUAUACCGCAGCAGCACCACCCCCUCUUCAUCCGCCCACGCCCAAGACUUCCUCACCGAACACACCACCUCCGUCGCCUGGCACUCCGACGUCACAUACGAGGCCCAACCGCCCGGCACCACGUUCCUGUACCUGCUCGAGGGACCCUCCUCGGCGGGCGGUAAGACCAAGGCGGGCGGCGACACGCUGUUUGUCAAUGCGGCGGAGGCGUAUCGGCGGCUCAGUCCGGCGUUUCGGCGCAGGUUGCAUGGGUUGAGGGCGGUGCAUUCGGGGGUGCAGCAGGCGGAGCAGAGUUUGGGACGGGGGGGUGUGGUGCGGCGGGAGGCGGUGGGGAGUGUGCAUCCUGUUGUGCGCACGCAUCCCGUGACGGGGGAGAAGGCGUUGUUUGUUAAUGCGCAGUUCACACGCCGCAUCCUCGACCUCAAGCAAGAAGAAUCCGACGCGCUGCUCAAGUUCCUGUUCGACCAUAUUGCGCUCGGUGCGGACUUCCAGGCCCGGGUCAAGUGGGCGCCCGGCACGGUGGUGGUGUGGGAUAACCGGGUGACGGGACACUCGGCGUUGGUGGACUGGGAGGAUGGCUCGAGGCGGCAUCUGGCGCGCAUCACGCCGCAGGCGGAACGGCCGUACGAGACGCCGUUUGAGGAGGAUGAUGUUGGGGUUGGGGAGCUUUAGAUUGCUGGUGCUGGUGCUGGUGCUGGUGGAUGAGGGGGUGAGUGAGUGAGUGAGUGAGUGAGGUAUGUGGAGAGAGGGAGAGAGACUGAAAAGUGAGGUUUUGAUACACCAGCUGGCAUUAUCAAUCUCCUGGGAACCCAAGACCACCACGUCCGUACUGCCAACAAGAAUUAGGCUGAUUGCGGGGUACGAAUACCAGAUUAUAUACUACAC
This is a messenger RNA of Pseudovirgaria hyperparasitica, 1410 nucleotides long. RefSeq names its product alpha-ketoglutarate-dependent taurine dioxygenase. Gene Ontology annotation, cellular component: cytoplasm. The coding region runs from base 1 to 1197 and encodes 398 amino acids. The record is from RefSeq and is a predicted model, not a curated record. Gene Ontology annotation, molecular function: 2-oxoglutarate-dependent dioxygenase activity. Lineage: Eukaryota; Fungi; Ascomycota; Dothideomycetes; Acrospermales; Acrospermaceae. The transcript has 4 exons.